Schistosoma bovis is the source of this 2488-nucleotide messenger RNA. Lineage: Eukaryota; Metazoa; Platyhelminthes; Trematoda; Strigeidida; Schistosomatidae. The record is from the annotation of a GenBank genome assembly.
CCUCGGAGAGCGUAAGAUAAUUAUGUUGGCGGUAACUUCAGGUGUUUUCUGUCAAGAUAGAAACAGCCUUUCAUUUACAAUUUCGGAUUGAUUGUUUGGUCCGGUACCAUUAUUUUGGGCAUUCGCAGUUGAGUUGAAACUCAUCCUUUCGUAGAAUUUACUUCAGCAGCAAUCGAGUUGCUCAUUACAUUUGGAUGGUUGGUGGUUCGGUUUUAAUGACAUGGAUAUGAAAUACCUAAGGCUUACAUGAGUUUAAAUACAAAAUCAUCCAGCAGAAUCAAUGGAUGGUCGUUGCCAAUUCAUCCUUUACAAUGUCUAUCCUGGUUCGCUACUGCUCUGUUCUCGAUAAUCUACUUUGGAAUACUCGUCCCAUCUAUCGUCAUUCGAGCCAGAAUUCCUCUUUUUGUUGUAUCCUUCAUAUACCCGAUUGUGACUGAUGAGUAUCGAUCCCCAAAUAUUGUGGUAUAUGACAUGGGAAAUUUCCUUAGCUCACCUAGUGUUUUGUCUGGGUGUGAUUAACCAAGCUAAAAGCCACCUAGCACACUAAGACCGACGAAAAAUUAGCGAAAUAUUUGAUUAGUUCUUAUAAAUGCAUUUGUUCUAUUUUGUUACUUGUAUAAUCAUGGGGAGGUCAAAACUAGUUGCAAAUGUAUGUAAUAGCUGGUUGGAGUUACUUCAUAUAACAAUUCAGUCAUUAAAGCAUUCAAUGUGCAUACGCUGUGUUUAAUAAAAAAAUAUGGCAGAUGUUGGUAGACUGAAUAGGUUAAAGUAUUACAGCUAAAUGAGGUCAACUUUAAAACCUGUCGUCAUUUGCUUGUACAUGCUGUAUGCCAAUAGUGGGAUAUUUCAAUAGACGUAAAAGAGCAAUAAUAUAGGGACCCAUAGUUGCCUGCAUUGAUUAGGUUUGGGUUGCGUUCUGACAUCCCUGUUCUGUAUAAAUGUUUACAUACAAUAGUUUUAGUAAUGUUCAGGAAAAAAUAUCUUAGCUAGUGAAGACACUUUCAAAUAGUACUUUAAAUGUUAUUUUGGUUAUUAAUGUUACGUUCAGAGAUUAUUGUUAUUUAGGGACCAUUUUGUGUCAUUUCUAUGAUCCUAGUACUUCCCCCUUUCCUUGGUGAGGAGAUCAAUGCCGUGUGUAUUGCUGCUUAUAUUGUUCUUAAUAUAAUUGCGGUGAGUAUUAAUCCAGCUGAUACGGCUGUCAGAGAAAAACAAAAAUCGCGUGGAAAUAAAGUUUCCUCUUUGGAUCCUAAACAUGUACAUGUGAUUGAGAACUUUUAUUGUAAUUUGUGUGAGCUGCCAAUCUCAAGUUCCCGAACAAAACACUGCAAAAGUUGCAACAAAUGUAUCGCUGAUUUUGAUCAUCAUUGUAAAUGGCUUAAUAAUUGUAUAGGUAGUCGCAAUUAUACAUAUUUUGCUGGGAUAAUCACAAUGGCUUGUCUGUCACUUAGUAUAUCCACGAGUCUUUCUCUGUCCUUGGCUGUCGCAUAUUAUUCAGAUCGUCCAUAUGGAUAUUGGAUACAAGCAUAUCAGGAUUACUGGCAAACAUUCACCAAUGGGACCAUUGAACAUCUAGAUUAUUUAAUAAACAAUGAUGGAGUUUUCCGCAUAUUCGGUUUAAAUUCAUCUGGAUUGGUUUUCUUUAUAAUCGCUAUUGUUGGAUGUUUAUUUACUUUUUGCAUUGAUGCCUUUUUGGUGCAUCUAAUAAUCUUUCAUAUAUACUUGUAUAUAAAAGGUAUGACAACAUAUGAAUUUAUAGUUUUACAACGUCAAAAAUCUAAUCCAUCUACUGAAAAUCAAACAUCUAAUAAUGUGGAUCAAAGUAAAAAGAAAAAUCUGUUCUGUAGUAUUAAAUAUAUUGAUUUAUGUGAAAAAGAAGAUAUUGCUGAAAUGUCAUCACAGAGUCAAUCAAAUGGACCAUUUACUACAAGUAGUAAAGUUGUUUUAUCUUUACCAUCCACUGGUAAAUCAUCCGAUCAACCAAUUGUAACAGGUGAUUUAGCCAAUAAUAGCAGUAGUAUUUGCUCAGAUAGACCACAAACUAUCUCUAAUAGUAAAAUAUUUUCAGAUGGAAAAGAAUGUCUGCCUUCAAUUUCAACGUCUAAUUUCAUAUCAGAAAGUACACAACAAGAUAAUCCGGUAUAUUUAUCGUCCCUAGGCAAAAAUUCUGAUUUACCUCUUGAUGUAAAUAAACGUGAUCUAACACGGGUAGAUAGUGAUGUUUCACAAGAUUUGAGUUAUUAUAACACUAGUGGUGAUGAGAUUCUCAGCACAAGAGCAAUCACAGACGAAAUUGAGUUGAAGUCAAUCAGCCCAAGUGAUGAACUUGUUUCAUCUGAACGAAUCACCGACUCUACUAUUACACAAUCCAAUAGUACAGAAUCUACAAAUACACUUACAAAAGAGGAUGAUAGUUCAGUGAUACCUAAGGUACCUCCAGUAUUACGAAAAACAUAGCGUUAUAUUCGUAUAUAUAUAUAUAUAUAUAUAU